This is a messenger RNA of Symbiodinium natans, 1053 nucleotides long. NCBI's taxonomy places the organism in Eukaryota, Dinophyceae, Suessiales, Symbiodiniaceae. The record is from the annotation of a GenBank genome assembly.
AUGGUUGAGGCAGUGAACACCACUGCGAGGUUCGAACCUCUGCUUGCGAGGUUUACCAGAGUAGUACCGACGGUGGACAUGGACAUCUCCAGCGCUGACUCGAAGGAGCCGCAGCCUGUCCUGGACAGUGUUCCUACGCCGAGCCGGAAAUUGCUCCCUGCCAGCCAUGCCCCCAGCAACGCAGCCCGGGCAAAUCGACGGCACGUAACAGUGCCCGUGCAGGCAUUGUUGGGCACCGGCCCAAAGUGCACCAGCCCAAAGUGCACCCCACAACAGUGCACAGACCGUGCUGCAAGAAGCCCACCUCGAGGCUCAAUCCAGGCAAGCCGGCAAGCCAGCCCCACUUCCUGCACGAAACGCUCUGUCAAAGAGCGCCGGCACAGCAACCCGACCUUGACUCUUUCGGGCGAUCCGUCUUCCCCGCUCCCGCCCACGCGUACCAUGAAGUCUCUGCGCUUCCAGUCCAGAUCGCCCUCACCCCAGCUGGUUCGCCCCUCUCCGGAAUCGCCCUUGUCUGGGCUGCCAAGACCCAAGGCACGAGCUCGGUCGCAGAGUGCGCCGCGGCGCAGUGGCGACCCUUUCAACCUUUACCGGUUUGUCGAUGCCCAAAGUGAGAACGGCACCUUUGACCGAGCUCUGCGAGAGAUCCGCGCUGGCCGAAAGUCAUCGUGCUGGAUGUGGUUUGUGAUCCCAUCGCCUCCGUACUUCAAGAACAACAUCGAGCAUGGAAGCAGCACGAACCGCAAGUAUGCCAUCAGAUCCGAUCAGGAAGGCGAGGCGUACUUGAAAUAUGAGGCUGACGGUGUAGAUUUGCGUAGCAACUACUUCGCUAUCCUCUCUGCAGUUUGUGAGCAUCUGGUCGCCGGAAAAGCCGCCCGCUCCGUUAUUGGCGGUUUCGAUGAGCCCAAGCUUGCGAGCUCGAUCAUCUUCUUCGAGCGGAUAACCCGCAAUGAAGAUAACGAGCUGAACAGUUUGCUGCUGAAGCUUGCUGGUCUGAUGAACCUGCAGCUAGCCUCCCCGGAAGUUCAUCUGAAAUGCACUCACAAGAGUUGA